AUGUGGGUCCAAGCUCCUCGCCGCUUUUCGGCAAAAAAGUCGGAGCGAUUCGCAGAGCGACUUUCCAUCAUCAACCAUCACCUUCAACUCGAUCCCCUCCGUUAUCCCUAUCCAACACCGCCCAAAAUGGUCAAGCUCACCGAGGUCGAAGACGAGCACUUCUCCGAGAAGCCCUCCACCACCAAGGACGAUGCUCUCCUGGUCUCCGACGAUGACGAGGACUACUCAGACACUGACUCCGAGAUCUCCAACGAUGAGGACCUCGAGCUCGAUGCCGAGUCUCUCUACGAGCGUGUCGCUGCCCUGAAAGACAUGAUCCCCCCCUCCGCCCGCCGCACCAUCACCAACUCCGUUUCUUCCGUCACAUCCCUCACAAAGGCUAGCUUGUCUUUCUCCGGAAAGGCCCUCUGGGUUAUCAGCACCAGCGCUUUCUUGCUCGGUGUUCCUUUCGCUCUUGCUUACGCCGAGGAGGAGCAGUACAUCCAGAUGGAGCGUGAGCAGGGUAUGAUCAAGGGUGCUAACGAGAUGCUCACUCCCGGCACCGAGCUCGAGAAGGAGGCUCAACCCACUCUGUAA
Messenger RNA from Penicillium antarcticum, 576 nucleotides. Its product is annotated as mitochondrial import receptor subunit TOM22. Bases 1 to 576 code for a protein of 191 amino acids. Gene Ontology annotation, biological process: intracellular protein transport. The record is from RefSeq and is a predicted model, not a curated record. Gene Ontology annotation, cellular component: mitochondrial outer membrane. Lineage: Eukaryota; Fungi; Ascomycota; Eurotiomycetes; Eurotiales; Aspergillaceae. The transcript is spliced from 3 exons.